This is a messenger RNA of Saccostrea cuccullata (small rock oyster), 3899 nucleotides long. Its product is annotated as FAD-dependent oxidoreductase domain-containing protein 2-like. Gene Ontology annotation, cellular component: endoplasmic reticulum lumen. The record is from RefSeq and is a predicted model, not a curated record. The transcript has 10 exons. NCBI's taxonomy places the organism in Eukaryota, Metazoa, Mollusca, Bivalvia, Ostreida, Ostreidae. Gene Ontology annotation, molecular function: flavin adenine dinucleotide binding; monooxygenase activity. Bases 138 to 2003 code for a protein of 621 amino acids.
ACGUUUCUAGGGUUAUAUGGACAAAUUUACGUAAACAUUUCUCCAAGUAUUCUAAGAACAUGUCCAACUACUCAAAAAUUUCCUGGUUUCUUUAUAAAAAAGUUUUAGUAAACAGUGACCUUGGAUGAGGACAUAAAAUGACCUUAACCAUGAGGCCUUACUUCUUCCCCUUGACCUUUGUCUUCCUUUUCAUCCCCAUCAUCAUAGCAACCAGUUCCAUUCACCAUGACUACUGUGUUAUAGGAGCCGGACCAAGUGGCCUUCAGAUAGGAUAUUUUUUACACCAGAAAAACAGGGACUAUAUCAUUUUUGAGAGAAAUAAUGUUUCAGGUAGCUUUUAUGUGAAGUACCCUCGCCAUAGAAAACUCAUCAGCAUUAACAAGAGAAACACCGGGAAAACGAACAAGGAAUUUAACCUGCGCCACGACUGGAACUCCCUCCUCAGUCACGAUGAAUCCCUCCAUAUACGCCAUUACUCCAAAGAAUUGUUCCCUCAUGCAGAUAUUCUCGUCAAAUACCUCAAAGACUACACUGAAAAGCUGGGUCUCAAAGUACAGUACAACACGAAUAUCCAGAACAUUCAACGACAAGAAGACCUGUAUACCAUGGAGGAUAACAAUGGCCAGCAUUAUACUUGCUCAAAAUUAAUCGUAGCUACUGGAAUCGCUACCCCCAACAUUCCAUCGGACUUCAUUGGCAAUGAGUACGUUAUUGGAUAUGAGGAUGUCUCCAUUAAUCCAGAAGAUUUUGAAGGGCAGUCUGUUCUUAUACUGGGACGUGGCAAUGCUGCCUUUGAGACGGCUGAUGCUAUCUACGGAAAUACUAAUGUGGUACACAUGGUAGCGCGUUCCAGAGUGAGACUAUCAUGGGCCACACAUUAUGUUGGCGAUCUCAGGGCAGUCAACAAUGGACUACUGGAUACAUAUCAGUUGAAAUCAUUAGAUGGCGUCCUAGAGGCGGGGUUAGAGGAAGUUAAAAUCGUGAAGAAGGACGGAAAACUUCAUCUUCAGUUCAAAGAGGAUGAGGAUGACCCAGUUUACAACAUUGAUAACUUUGCCCUCCGGGAUCCUUACGAUAAAAUCAUUCGCUGCCUCGGAUUUGUGUUUGAUAAAUCUAUUUUUAACAACAAAACAAUGAUUUCUUCUGGAAAAGGAAGAGCGAAAAAAUACCCAAAAAUUAACUAUGAUUACGAGUCCUCAGAUAACCCAGGCAUGUUCUUCGCUGGUACAAACACGCAUUCCCUGGACUUCCGAAAAUCUGCUGGGGGGUUUAUCCAUGGAUUCAGGUAUACAGCCCGUGCCCUUCAUCAUCUAUUGGAGUGGAGGUACCACCAGGUUCCCUGGCCCUCAAUCACAGCCCCCAUCACCCAGAUAGAAAACACGAUAGUGAAGAGGCUAAACGAGGCAUCAGGGAUGUACCAGAUGUUCGGAGUAUUGGGGGACAUCAUUGUCAUUAAAGAUAAUGGUCUGGAGUUUGAUUACUUGGAGGAAUUCCCUAUCAACCUUAUCGAUGACUUAUACAAACAUUCGGGUCACAACGCCACUCGUAUCAUCGCUAUCGUUAUGGAGUAUGGCAAGGAUUUCUCUGGACCAGGAAAUGAUAUUUUCCGCAUUGAUCGGGCUACCGGGGAACCAGCAGAGGCCCACCAGUCUAACUUUCUACACCCUGUGCUUUAUUAUUAUGACAAACUUCCUACAGCAGAGGACAUGCAGAAGAAACCCCUGAGGGACCUCCUCCCCCCUCCUAAGUUACUCCACCACAUCGUGGAGGAUUUCCUGACCUCCUGGGACGGCUGGACCAGUCACCUUCUGCCCCUCCGACGUUUCCUGGAGGAGGUCUUUGACCAGGAUCUACGCAGCUUCUUCGCUGACAACUGCAUGAGGUUGGCCUUGACCCAUAAGAAUGUCCCCCUCUCAUGUCAGGCCGAUUUCAUGGAAGGUCAAGGGCUGGUCCCGACCUACAGUCUAGCUCAGCUGGCCAAAGAUUCUAAAUUCCUACUUUAGAGGAGGAAUUGGUAGAUAAUAGUCAAUUUAGUCUGUCUCAAGUAAUGGAAUUUUUAUUCAUUUUGACAUAAAGAUUUUGUAUAGAUAAAGUAUUAUCUCCUGAAAUAAAUUAUCUUGUACAGUCUGGACCAUGUUAUCUCAAAUUCCACAGGACCAAAAUAUAAUUUUAAGAUAGCUAAAAAUUCAAUAUAAUGAGGGUAAAAAAGAUGAGGAAAAGUGGUUAGAACUACCAAAUCACUUUGAAAUAUCUCUGAAUCUAUUGUUAUCAUCAUGUUCACUACAACCAGUGAUUAACUAAUGAUGAUUCAAUAUUUAACACAGAGUUUGAAGAUGACUUAUUAGCACCUUACACAAAAAUUUUCUUUGUGUAUUUUGAAAUUAAAUUUGUGUAUUUAUAUGAACCAAAAAGGGUAUUUUUGCUGGUAUUUGAUGUGAUUUAUUUAAAACAUCACAUUUUUCUCAUUUUAAAAAUAUUCAAAAUUCAGUCUAAUUGAGAGUAAAAUUUCUCCUUUUUUUUUUAAAUUUAAAGUAGAUUUUUGCAAUAUUUUUCUUUGUGUAGUGAAUUUUCUCUUCAGAUAGUUUUUAUUUUCAUUUAUUUGUCACUUGUUAACACAAUUUUGGUACCAUUUUUCAUUGCAAAAAAUCAACUGUUGCAAAGUGUGUGAAUAUGCAAAUAUUUUUGUCAUGCAAAACAUCAUCAAAUCUAAGCAGUUAUAUUUUUCUACAGAUAGAUAUUUUUAUAUUCAUUUAGAAAUAUGUAUCCAAGAAAUGCUAUUAAUUACCUUAUUAAGCAGAAUUUCUGUUUUAUGUAGAAAUAUUGAUAUGAGAAACAUUCCUGCAACACUAUAGCUUUAGAUACUGAAUCAUGAUAUAAGAAAUAUUCCUGUUACACUAUAGCUUUAGAUUUUUUCCCAUGCAAAAUGAAAUGAUGUAGAGUUUGGAAAAUGCAAGUGUUGUUUGAGAGGAUACCAUCCGAAUGUUUGUUGAUAGAAUGAUUGUUUUCCCUUGAAAAGACUCUGUUUAAGUUUAUAAUUGUAAAGUGAGAAAUCUUUCAGGGAAUUGAUUGAUCCAAUCAAUACGAGGGAUUCAAUGCUGAAUCAUUUUACAAAAAAGUUGCAAUUUUAUCCCCUAUUCCUUACAUUUUUGAUGAUAUACCAGUGCUGCUCUUUCUAUAUUUUUUGUUUAUACAUGUAAAAUACUUUUUAUGUGUCUUUUCUACAACUUUCUAAACUGUUUAUAUUUGUAUGUGAUUUUAGCUUUAUGUACUAGACUGUACCCUUACUAUGAACUAGAGUUAUCUUUCUUGUAUUGCGUUUUUCUAUUUAUUCCUCUACAGCAAUAAAUUUCUUAAUUUUCUUUAAAAUCUCCAAGCACUAUCAAAUUUUAAAAUCCAUUUUUAAAAAAAGAGAGCAUCUUUUAGGAUAUUGAGUUAUCAUUGAGAUAUGUUUGUUGAAUUGUUACUGAUUCACUGUUCAAAAAAUAUAAGUAUUAUUAUUGACAAUCUUACAUCUGAAUAUUGAAAGUACAUAUUAUAUUUGAAAGCUCAAACUAAUAAGCAAUCACCACUACCUUAUUUGAUUUAUACAUUGUAUAAAAUUGCAAUAUCAAAAUGUUCCCACAGACAAGCAAUUUCUUAAUUUCUCUACAAGCUACACUCAUCAUCCAUAUAUUUGAUAUAGUUGAUCUACAUAUAAAGCUUCCUUCUCUGUGUUUGCUACAAAGUGAUUUUUCUACAAGUUUGUUGUACAAGCAAUGUAGAAGAGUUGAUUUCUUAAUGUGUUUUUUUUUGUGCUGAUUUCUGAAGAACAUGUACUUUAUAUAUUUAUUCCUAUAGGUCUUGUUAAUGUAUGGGGGAAAAUGUUAAUGUUAUGUUUCAAAAUAAAAUUACAGCUUUAA